UCCCGCCGUCUCUUUCCGCCACUCUGCAGCCAUCUCUUUCGCCUCCAGCCCCCAGCCCCAGAGAAGAGUCCUUCGAUCGAUCCACCGCGCACUGACCUCCGCCGAAUCGUUUUAAAUACCCCAAAACGGUCGGAUUUCGGUGCGAUUUGGCGAUUUGCAUGUCGCUGCCAUAGUUAAAGUAUAAAGUUCAUUUCGGCUGUGGACAUAAACCAGAAGAUCGUUAUGCUCCAGAGACGAUGAUCUAUAUGGGCGCCGUGUGUGUUGUUGCUGGCUGCUUAAUUGUGCGCUGGCGUUUAAAUAAAAAUAAGUGCGUUUAAAUGUGAAAACAAAAGACUAGCACACGUUGCCAAUCGAGAGGCCAGACAGUGUCGGCCAAUAAAUCAUUUUCAAGCACCAUUCCGCCCUAUCUCGAGUGUCGAUCAAUAAGGAAGAACUUGGGCAACAAACUGGAGUACAGAAAAAGUGUACAAAAAGAAAACCAAACAAGAUAGAGUGCGAAAAGUGGCCCACAACAAAUGACUCGUAAUGCAAUGCCUGGGCAAUUAAUUAGUGCAUAAACAGCUAAAUUAAGCGCCGUAAAAGUUGGGGCCGCACACACGAUCGCGCCUUCACUCUCUCGAGAAGUCGGGCUCUGAGUUUUCCACCCUCGAUGUGAGCGGCUGGAAAAUGUAACUGGCAGCCACGAAAAUUAUGACGCAAAGUGCCGAAAUCGGUCCGCAGCCUGAGGAAUAAUAUAUUUGCAAUUUAUGCAACAGUCGUCGCGGUUGCAGCAACAAAGAGCGAUUAGUGUACUCGCGCACCACAAUAGCCAGCAGAAAAGGCCCAGGAAACCGCCGUCGUCAUCAGCGCAUCGUUAUGAGUGUCUCCGCAAUUGGAUCUAAUCGCCACCGUCGUCUGGCUUUAAUGGUGUUGACCACCUUGUGGCUGCUAAUCGAUGCCACCGGCCCGAAGUCCGUCAGCAUUGAGCUGCGUCGCAAGAGGAGCCUGCACUACAACGGCCUUGAGCUGGACGAGAACACUCUACUGGGCCAUCUGAGGGAGCACGAGAGGGCCCUGAUCUUUGGCUCACGAUCUGCGGAAGAGGCGCCCGAAUUCAAGCUCGUGCACUUGGCGCAACAGCAGCGGCAGGAGGGCAGUCCCCGAGACGAGGAUGGAGCACAGUUGGCGGCCGAGGAGGAUCGGGAGGGGAACCCCCUAAAGCGACGUCAGCGCCGCAGCCUGCCCGCAGAAGAUGACGAGGAGUCGCCGGCGGAGAAGGGGCAGGAGUCAGCUGGCGCGGGGGAGGCUGGGGAUGCAGUGGAGGCCCGGCUGCAGCUGCAACAGUCGCCGCAGCUAAUCGACGACGCCUUCAUCUUCAUCCGCCGCACCGAAAACGGCACCCAGUUCGUGGAGCACUCUCCGCAGCUCCUCAAGCGCCUGGAGCGAUGCUUCUACCGGAGUCCGGCUGCUGCUCUCGAUCUCUGCGAGCCCGGCAACGUGCGCGGCGUGUUCCAGCAGAAUGGCAGUGACCUGGUGAUCCAUCCGCUCCCCUCGCGCUUCGGCACCGGGACACAUGUGCUCUACCAAGCGAGGGUGGACAAGAGCGGUGGCUACAGUGGGGCCUCGUCAAGGCGAACGGCGCCACCGUUAGACAGCCAACUGCAGUUCGAGCCCGAUGCGGAGGAGUUCAACGAACCGAGGCGACGAUGGCGGGCCCAGACUCACUCCCAGUCCCUGUUGAGACUACGCUUCCAGCCCAAACACCACCAUCACCCUCAUCCACAUCAUCAUCAAAGAAGGCGACGCUAUAUUGGGGGCCCUCCGCGCAACCGCUGGUCGGACAUCCCGGAGGAACUCUUUAUAGAGACAGCCAUCUUUGUGGACAGCGAUCUCUAUGCCCAUAUGCAGCGCAACUUUCCCACGAACACGGAGAGCAAGGUGGUCAGCUUUCUGCUGGCCAUGAUUAACGGCGUCCAGUUGCUCUACCAUCACCCCACCCUGGGACGUCGCAUAAACUUUGUGCUGAAGCGUCUCGAAAUCUGGAAAUCCUGGGAUCCGCCGGGCCUGGUUCGCUCCAGGGAUGUGGAAAAUUACCUGAACAGCUUCUGCAAGUGGCAGGAGAAACUGAAUCCCUUCUCCGAUGCCGAUCCCCUGCACUACGACCAUGCCCUGGUCCUGACGGGUCUCGACCUGGUGACCUAUGAAAAGGGCAAGGCCAAUAGCCAGGUGGUGGGCAUGGCCACGGUCAAGGGAAUGUGCACCUCCAUUUACUCCUGCACGAUCAAUGAGGCCAAGCACUUCGAGAGCGUCUUCGUGGUGGCCCACGAAAUUGGACACAACUUGGGCAUGAGGCACGAUGCCAAGGAGAUCAGCUGCGACCCCACCAUGCACAUCAUGUCCCCCAAGUUGGGCAGUGGCAAGGUCACCUGGUCCAAGUGCUCGCGCACCUAUCUCGAGGAUUUCUUAAUGGAUCCCCAGGCAGAGUGCCUCUUCGAUCGGGAUCAGUUCGUGGGUCCCUGGGAUCACACUGCUGGCGGGCGUCUUCCUGGUGAGCGCUUCAAUGCCAACCAGCAGUGCAUGUUGCGCUUCGGGAAGAACUUCAUGCAGGCCAGCACCCAGAGCAAGAUGGAAAUCUGUCGGGAUCUACACUGUCGCCAGGAUGGACUGCCCUGGACCUCGCAUCCUGCGUUGGAGGGCACCGAGUGUGGUGCUAACAUGUGGUGCCGCGGUGGCUCCUGUGAGGCUCGUUCCUCCAGGCAGGGCAGCUACUCGGCCCUCAAAGCCUGGCCACCCGAACACGUUCCGGAAGCCACCCACGAGAAGAUCAUCAGGCACGAGCCGAACAGGAUAGCCCCGCAGCUGAACGACUACAACCUCCUGGGGAACGAGCUGCCCGGGUCGCCAUCGAACUGGGGCGAAUGGAGCGAGCCGAGUGCCUGUGAGUCCGGCUGCCUGUACGGGCAGUCGCGCCGCCUCCUGGAGGGCAGCACCGGACUGCGAACCUUCAACAGGAGCUGCUUGAACUUUCCCUCGCGCUGCAUUGGCCGGGACCGGCGCUUUGUGACCUGCAAUUCGCCGCAGUGCCACAAGGUGCCGGUGCAGACGAUCGGCGACUUCGCCAGCCAGGUGUGCAUGCAGGCGAGGAAGUCGGACCCGGAUCUCACCGGCGAGGGCCAGCAGCUGAGCAGCACGCUGGACGCCUCGUGCAAGAUCUUCUGCCGCACCAAAACCAAUGGCACCAAGUCGCGGCGUUGGACCUUUCCGGACGGCACCACCUGCCAAUCGAAGCAGCACAACCCGGAGGACAUUACCUACUGCAUUUCCGGGCGAUGUGAGCGCUUCUCCUGCGACAAUUCCACAUCCAACUUCUUCAAGAUGGACAGCAACUUCUGCCAGGCGAGAUCAGUGCGCCCGACCAGGGACUCCUCCGACCAGGAGAGCAGGCAGCACACCUCCAGCCAACGAUAUGCGGAGAGGCAGGAGGGGAAACCCCCUAAAAAUCACUAUGAGAAUGAGGUGGCCAAGCGCCCUGCCUAUGGCCAGGGCAACCAUAUCAACGCUCCUUCAUCGCCGUACAAGAGGAGGACCUACCACAAACCGUAUGCCCCGGAGAUAUCGCGGCCCCCGCCACCCGCCUCCGCUUCUCUGAUCGCCCUCGAUCGCAGCUCGUCCUCGGAAUCGGAGUGGGUGGUGCACCCCGGCUGCCACUCCAACUGCAUGACCGACUCGAAGGGCGUACAGGGGGUCACCUCGCGGCUGACCGGACUGGAUACCAUCCAGCUCUGCUCGUACCGCAUCCAGCCCUGCGAACGCCUCCAGACGGCUGCGGAGUUUGCGGAGCAGACCUGCGCCCGGUAUCGCCAGAAGGUGCGCGGACUGUCCGGCCACGGAGCCCAGAUCUCGGCCAGCAUCGAUGAGCCGGACCGCAGCUGCCGCGUGGGCUGCCAGGACGAGUUCAUCAAGUACCGGUACUACCUGGUCAACGGCCGGAAUGGACACUUUCCGCCGGGCACUCGCUGUUCGCCAGUGGGCAAGAGGUAUUGCGUGAACGGCAAGUGCCUGGAAUUCGGCGAUGACGAUCUGCCGCUGGAGAAGAUCCACAUCAGCUUGGGGCAAAUAAGGACGCGGCGGAGAAGGAGUUUGCCCUCCAAUGAUUUGCUCAAUUUAACGGAGAUAAACAGCACUGUGAGCCUUAAUCAAGCACCUGUAGAUGUCUCCGCCGAAAACAUCGAAUUCACCCAACCCAUUCACGUCUCCGCAGACGAACUGAGUAGCAAAAGCCGAUAGCCCAAUAGCUUCCUGGCCACAAUUCCCCUUAGUCGAUUAAGUUCUAAGCUAGCUUAAGUUCAAGGCUGGCCACAAAAACUGCCCAUGAAGUAUAAACAUAUGAAAUAAUAAACGAUAAUAAGGUAUACAUAACGUU
Molecule: messenger RNA, 4402 nt
Organism: Drosophila biarmipes
Lineage: Eukaryota; Metazoa; Arthropoda; Insecta; Diptera; Drosophilidae
Gene: stl
Product: A disintegrin and metalloproteinase with thrombospondin motifs 16
Exons: 10
Coding region: 856-4266 (1136 amino acids)
Biological process (GO): proteolysis; extracellular matrix organization
Cellular component (GO): extracellular matrix
Molecular function (GO): metalloendopeptidase activity
Source: RefSeq, a predicted model, not a curated record